AUGGAUUGCACCGCCCCUGGCAGACCCCACGAUGUCGAGAAGGGCCAGAACCAGGAACGAAGGACGUUGAUCACCGGUCUGAGCGGACACAGCCAGAAGGGUCAGGUCGAGACAGCAUUACCCGGGCAUCUACACAGCCUCCCCCUAUCCAAGGACCCUAGUCUGGUGGGCUGGGAUGGCCCGAACGACCCCGAGAAUCCAUUCCAUUGGUCAACCUACAAGAAAGCUCGCCAGUUGGUGUUCAUGGCGCUCAAUACCUUCCUGACUUGCCUGGCCUCAUCUAUGUUCGCGCCUGGAGUGGCGGACGUGAUGACGGAAUUCGGGUCCGCUAAUUCGAUGCUGGCAUCGUGGGUGGUGUCCGUCUACGUGCUGGGCUAUAUGGUUGGCCCGUUCUUGAUCGCGCCUCUGUCGGAGCUGUACGGCCGCGUCCCAUUAUACCACGCGUGA
Penicillium lagena is the source of this 447-nucleotide messenger RNA. RefSeq lists its product as uncharacterized. NCBI's taxonomy places the organism in Eukaryota, Fungi, Ascomycota, Eurotiomycetes, Eurotiales, Aspergillaceae. Gene Ontology annotation, biological process: transmembrane transport. The transcript is spliced from 2 exons. The record is from RefSeq and is a predicted model, not a curated record. Gene Ontology annotation, molecular function: transmembrane transporter activity. Bases 1 to 447 code for a protein of 148 amino acids.